AUCAGAACGCCAAUUUCACUCAGCCUUUAUCAACGGAGCCUACCUAUUUGUACAUCUUGCUGUCGUUGCUGACAUGUAGCCGACACGAUAAUUUGUCUGGCAGAAGUAUUUACGUUCUGAGCGCAGUGGUUCCAAGAACCUUUUGAAAACUACUGACUCUACCUAUCAUGUAUCCCUGAUACCACUUGGACAUAGCAUUCUGGGCAUCAGCCUGAAGAGACGCGGUGGCGCUAGCAGACAGAUGCUGUGAUGUGCCUGUGUUGACAUUCAAGCUGUGCGGCUGAGGCGGGCUGGUUUAUGAGCGAGCCUGGAUGACCGUGAUGGAGGAGGCUGCCACUCGGCUGGAGAGGGAGCAUGUGCACAGCGUCUACGAGAAGAUUGCUCCCUAUUUUAACGACAGCCGCUACAAGGCCUGGCCCAAGGUGCGCCAGUUCCUACUUGAGCAUGAGCCUGGCAGUAUCAUCGCUGAUGUGGGCUGUGGCAAUGGCAAGUACCUGCACAUCAACGGCAGUGUGUUCAAGCUGGGCUGUGACGUGUGUCGCCCCCUGGUGGACUCCGCCUGGAGCCAGGGCCACGAGGUGCAGCUGUGUGACAGCCUCAGGCUGCCCUACAGGGACAGCUGCUUUGACGGCGUCCUCUCUAUCGCAGUCAUCCAUCAUUUGUCCACCAAAGAGCGUCGUAUUCGAGCAAUAAAGGAAAUGGCGAGGACACUGCGUGUGGGCGGGCGCAUCAUGAUUUACGUGUGGGCCAUGGAGCAGACACGCCGUAAGUUUCAGAAGCAGGACAUCUUCGUGCCCUGGAACCCCAACCCCCCGUCCCCCGCCAUGGGCAGGGAGUGGCCCACACCCCGGAGGAGGGGCGCAGCACAGAGCAUGAGCGAAUGCCUCUACAGUGACAACAAAGACAAGCACAGGAAGGUGAAAAGGACAUCGUCCAUGCUGGACGAAGAGGAAAUAGCCUGCAGUCCCCAGCAGAGCCAGAGGCUGUGGUUCUUCUCACGCUCCCUGGACUCAGUCUUUGACUUUGGCAGCCUGUCCAUCUCCAGGUCCACCUCCAGGGAACUCCUCAGCACCUUCUCCUCCCAGCUUGGGGAGGGGAGCAAGGUCGGCCGCAGACGCAGGGGAGCGGGCCUCAUCAAGCAGGUGACCAGCCUCUUUUCUGGCUUAUCCAGGAACAGCUCAGAGGAAGAUGUCUUUGACUCGGUCACCGACUUAGCCAAGAGCCAGAGAGAUCAUGGGGUGUGCAGCAACGACAACCACUCCAACUCCACAGAGAAGACCAGUGUCUCUACGGCCUUGGUCCAGGAGUGUGGCUCUGUGGCCCUGCCUGACCUGGUCUCCUCCUACCAGAGGCAACACACAGAGGGACCAGGGCAGCCAGGGGAGAAGGAAGCAGGCCCACCAGGAGACCUCAAACAGGGACAGGACAGCAGUCUGAGCCCCCAGGACAGUGAAGGGGAGCCGGCGGCCGCCUCGUGUCUGCGCUAUUACCACGUGUUCCGGGAGGGCGAGCUGGCGGAGCUGAUCGAGAGCCACGUCGAGGAGCUCCACGUCCUUUACUCCUGCUUCGACCAUGCCAACUGGUGCGUGGUGGCCGAGAAGGUCCAGGUUUGGAAGAUAUGACUUGGUUUUAACAAGUUUGAUUUUAUUUUUUAUCGUGAUUUAUUCAUAUUGCGCCUCGAUUUAAAAAAAAGACACUAUUUUUUAAAGAGAUGUUGAAGGUACUGUUCAUAUUCUUCAGGUGUUGUUUUAAGAGUUACUGUGUUUCGCAAAUGAAAAGCACCUAAUAAGCAGUAUCCAGAGACCCAGUGGCAGGGUAUACCUGGGCAGCGUCCCAAAUGGCACCCUAUUCCCAAGACUUCUAUCCUCCGUUCCAAUGCUGCUAUCAAUGGACCAUCAAUAACUAUGAAAAAUGUCUGCCAAGGAGUCAAGUCAUUUCAGUUUUCCCCCUCUAGAUUUUGCUCUUCUGUUUUUAGCCAUAGAGGAAAUUAUGCCCCUUAGACUAACCAUUGACCAUUUAUAUUAUAUAGUGGUGGAAUGGGUCUCUCAUAUGCAAAUUCUGCCUGUAUUUGUCUUCAUAUGUUCCGCAAUAUACAAUAGGAACCAACCUUGCUGCAACAUUCUGUGAUGUGUUGGUAUCCCUUUCUAUGGGUCAUGUUCUAAGGAGCCAUGUGCUGUUAUUAACGCUUAAGGCAAGUGCUAUAAUGUCAAUGCUGUCUGUGUGAUUUGGUGUUAAUAUUUUGUCCAGCUGAACAGGCGCACAUCCUAGAUGAUACUGUGAAAUGUUGCACUGUAGGUAUGUUUCUGCUUGCUGAAUAUCAGUGGUUCGCAUAUGAAUAGCUCUCGGAAAACUUGAAACAUCUCUGUAGUCAUUGAACCGGGGCGGUUGCAUAAGCCUGUCAGUGCAGUGCAGCAUGUAUAGACCCACUGCUAUGUUACUGGUGUAGAGAUUGAUAUCUCACCUAGCCUAUAUUAUUUUUGUCAAAAAUGUUUUAUGGUUGAUUUUUAAGUGACAUUUUUUAAUAGAAUUUGUCCGUGUAUGUUUUUGUUUACCCCAUCAAUAAAUAAUUAGUAUGAA
Molecule: messenger RNA, 2577 nt
Organism: Coregonus clupeaformis (lake whitefish)
Lineage: Eukaryota; Metazoa; Chordata; Actinopteri; Salmoniformes; Salmonidae
Gene: trmt9b
Product: tRNA methyltransferase 9B
Exons: 6
Coding region: 312-1622 (436 amino acids)
Biological process (GO): tRNA wobble uridine modification
Cellular component (GO): nucleus; cytoplasm
Molecular function (GO): S-adenosylmethionine-dependent methyltransferase activity; tRNA binding
Source: RefSeq, a predicted model, not a curated record